AUGGCCCAAUCAUCUCAUCCCUCCAGUCUUUGUUCGAGUUUCAGUCGCCUUUGCCUUGAGCACCAUGACCAGCUGCUUCCACCCCAUGCUCCGGGUCUAUGUUCGAGCUUUGGGCAGCUUCGCCUUGAGGAUCAUGACCCAUCAAUGCAAACACAGCCAGCUGUUGACUCAACCACCAUCUGCCCGUCUUUUUCUCCUCGGCCUUCGCGUCUGCGUUCGAGUUGGGCUAUUCUCGAGCUUGAUGGUUCUGGCCAGGACCCUAUCGCUCCUCACCGCCGUGGUAACUUUCUCUCUGCUGUGAUCGUGUAUCCUGAAGACAACGACCCCGCCAAUUUUUUUUGCCGAGAUAAACCAGGUCCAUGGGCCUAUAAGAUCGCCUGUCCUGAUCUUGUCGUGCUAGAGGCGAUCAUUCGAAACUACAUCAUCGAUGGCAAUUGUUUACUUUACCACGUCUGUUUCCGUAACCUGUUUGUCAUUCCGGGGCUGCGUGUUAUUUCCCAUUGCCAGUAUCUGCUGCAUGCCAUCGAUUGGCUGCGGCAACGGUCCCCGCGAUUCCUCGCUCUUGCGCGACGACUGCGUGGUUCAAAUUCAGCACAAAGUACCCCUGUAUUUUCAAGCCAAGCUGCUUAUGUCUGUUGA
Messenger RNA from Penicillium mononematosum, 639 nucleotides. RefSeq lists its product as uncharacterized. The record is from RefSeq and is a predicted model, not a curated record. The transcript has 3 exons. The coding region runs from base 1 to 639 and encodes 212 amino acids. NCBI's taxonomy places the organism in Eukaryota, Fungi, Ascomycota, Eurotiomycetes, Eurotiales, Aspergillaceae.